Messenger RNA from Nomia melanderi (Alkali bee), 1843 nucleotides. It is a transcript of the gene Pus1, whose product is annotated as Pseudouridine synthase 1. Gene Ontology annotation, cellular component: nucleus. Gene Ontology annotation, biological process: mRNA pseudouridine synthesis; tRNA pseudouridine synthesis. The record is from RefSeq and is a predicted model, not a curated record. Lineage: Eukaryota; Metazoa; Arthropoda; Insecta; Hymenoptera; Halictidae. Gene Ontology annotation, molecular function: RNA binding; pseudouridine synthase activity.
GAAAUUACUGAUCUCGGAUUUCACCGGUGCACCAUCCAAAUGCUGCGUGCUUUUGUCUUCGCUAUAAAACGAAUUCUCAUAAGCUUCCACGUUCUUGUCGAAUACUUUCUGACAUAAUAUAUUCUCUUUACUCUCGUAAUCGUCUAUUCUAUCGUUCAAUAAUUUAAAAUGCUUAUCCUUCGAAGGUUUGGAAUGUCUGAUCAGAGUCUGUUGAGAGCUCAGACUUUCAUCGUGAUCCGUGCAAUCUAGAAUUGCAUUUUCAUCAUUUUUAUCGGACUGAGUGCAUUCCUUUUCCAUCUUCGUCCGUUUAUUAUGAUGCUUGAUAAAUUCUUCGGACACUUGGGAAUUCGAUUUAGAUCGCUGCACAUUUUCAGUUAGACAGUGAUUAUAAAAAGUUGGCAAAAUAAAUUUUUGAUACCUGACAUUGUUUAUGAAGUAAUGUUAUAUCUUACAAGAUCUUCUCGUAUAAACAAUUUUUUUCGAUGCUUAAAACUUCCAGUUGAUAACUUUUGUCAAAACAUGUCAGUUGUAAUUAAUGAAAGUAGUCAUGAUGACAGCAAGAAAGUUGAGGAAAGUAAUAAAAGACAUAUAACCGAUGAAGACCAUGAAGUUGCAACAAAAAUACAGAAGGUAGAAGCAACCGAACAUGAAAAACUACCUAAAAGAAGUAACUUUGUAUUAAUGAUGGGAUAUCUUGGUAAAGGUUAUUUGGGUAUGCAAAGAAAUCCUGGUAGGAAAACAAUAGAAGAAGAUUUAUUAACUGCUUUAUUCAAAUCUAACUUAAUUAAAAAGCAUCAGUUUGAAGAUAUUCGACAACUUCGCUUUCAAAGGGCUGCACGCACAGAUAAAAAUGUGUCAGCAGUUAGACAAAUUGUUUCUCUUCAAUUACCGAGAGAUGUAAAUAAGGAGGUAAUAAAUGAACAUCUUCCACAAGAAAUUAGGAUAUUCGGUCUUACAAGAGUAACAAAGAAUUUUAAUUCCAAACAACAAUGCGAUGGAAGAACAUAUAGAUAUGUUAUUCCUACAUAUGCUUUUGCUACAGAAGACACAAGUACUUUUAAUAGUACGUCAGAAGAAGGAAUAGAUGCAGAUGAACGCUUGAAACAAAUUUCUAUAAUAGAUGGAAAACCAUACAAUGAAUAUCGAUUGUCUAAAGAUAAGCUUGAUAUACUUAAUGAAACUUUAAAAUUAUUUGAAGGCACACAUAAUUUUCAUAAUUUUACAAUAAAAGUACGACCAAACGAUCCAAGCGCUCAUAGAUAUAUCAUGAAGUUUCUCUGUGCUGAAGUAUUUGUUGAAAAUGACACAGAGUUUGCAGUAUUGGAAAUUAUAGGACAAAGUUUUAUGUUGCAUCAAAUUAGAAAAAUGAUAUCUUUAGUGAUAGGAAUAUGUAGAAAUAUUAUUACAAAAGAUAUUAUUAAAGAUGCACUGUCACAAGAGAAAAUGGAUAUUCCUAUUGCACCAGGCCUUGGAUUAACUCUACACCAUGUACAUUAUACAUAUUACAAUAAAAGGUAUGGAAAUGAUGGAAUUCAUAAACCAUUAAAUUGGGAAGAAUAUGAUAAAGAAGUGGCCCAGUUUUAUAGGGAUUUUAUUUUAAAAGAUAUAAUAUGUACAGAAGUUGAAGAAAAGAUAACACUAAACUGGUUAGCUACUUAUCUUACACCGAACAGGUUUAAAUUCAUAGAGAGAAUUUACGAAAAUGGUGAUGAUUAAUAUUGUAUUUUGUACACAUGAAAUACAUUUUCUGACAACUGUAACUAUUUGACUUCUAAAUUGAUCUGUUAUUAAUUACACAAUGUUUGUAUAAUUUACCAAAUAAGAUAUGAAACUAAUAUCUAUA